This is a messenger RNA of Clupea harengus (Atlantic herring), 3619 nucleotides long. RefSeq lists its product as uncharacterized. The record is from RefSeq and is a predicted model, not a curated record. Lineage: Eukaryota; Metazoa; Chordata; Actinopteri; Clupeiformes; Clupeidae.
GCAUUGUGGGUUUUUGUUGUGGUUCUAUAGCGAGAAACACAGAGGGCACUGCUUGUUUGUGCUCAUGCAGGAUGCAGGUGUCUAUUACUGUGCGAUGCCGGCUUGCUCUGCUGAUUCUGACUCUUGCUGUUUGUGAUGUCAGAAAUGCAAAUGGUUCUCAGUUUGCCUCCCCUGGCUCCACAAAAGGAGGAAGUGCUCGUUACCAUGACACUUCUGACAAAAUUGAGCCAUUGAAAGCUGGACCUGUUCAAAAUGGCAACAUGCACUCUGCUGGCAGUGCUCAGCCCAGAUAUAGUGGAUACUACCAACCAUUUCAACCUAGUUCCUUUCCAGUGGUUAGGGAACAAGCUGCAGACACCAGAUACAAGCCUCCGUCUCCUUCCCAAUCUGUUCCCACAGGGAAGAAACAUGUGCAGAGCAGCUACCAGUCACUCCACAGAGAGAGUGUGUACUCAAGACCAGCUCAAACUACAGUAGGCAGGUAUGAGCCUCCUUCUGCUUCAAAGCCUACCCAGACAGGCUACCGUCCCAUGCAGAGCAGCAACCAACCAAGCCUUAGCCAGCCUAAGAAAAACUACAAACCAGGUGUGAUUGGCCAGAGCACCAGCAGUGUGAUCCAAGGUGGUAGACAAUUGCGUCAAAGUGGCUUUCCACCAGUGCAGGGCCAGCACAGCCAAGGUCGGCAAAGUUCCCAGAUAAGACCAAAGCCAGGAAGGCUAAUAGACCCUGCUUCCUUCAAGCCAUUAUCUGCUCCGUCAGUCCAGGGAGUUGACAAGCCCUUACCUCAGAGCCACUCUUCCCCAUCUGGUCAGAGCUUUAGCCAGGCUCCUGAGACUGCACAGACAAUGUACAAACCUACACAGACCAACUAUCAGCCAUACCAGGGCAAGAGGAACCAGCAGUUUCGACUGCCAUCUAUUGCAAGCACCCAGGAGGUGGCAUCUCCAGCCAAGCCAAUGCACUCUGCUGGCAGCGCUCAGCCCAGAUCUAGUGGAUACUACCAACUAUUUCAGAGUAGUUCCUUUCCAGUGGUUAGGGAACAAGCUGCAGACACCAGAUACAAGCCUCCGUCUCCUUCCCAAACUGUUCCCACAGGGAAGAAACAUGUGCAGAGCAGCUACCAGUCACUCCACAGAGAGAGCCUGUACUCAAGACCAGCUCAAACUACAGUAGGCAGGUAUGAGCCUCCUUCUGCUUCAAAGCCUACCCAGACAGGCUACCGUCCCAUGCAGAGCAGCAACCAACCAAGCCUUAGCCAGCCUAAGAAAAACUACAAACCAGGUGUGAUUGGCCAGAGCACCAGCAGUGUGAUCCAAGGUGGUAGACAAUUGCGUCAAAGUGGCUUUCCACCAGUGCAGGGCCAGCACAGCCAAGGUCGGCAAAGUUCCCAGAUAAGACCAAAGCCAGGAAGGCUAAUAGACCCUGCAUCCUUCAAGCCAUUAUCUGCUCCGUCAGUCCAGGGAGUUGACAAGCCCUUACCUCAGAGCCACUCUUCCCCAUCUGGUCAGAGCUUUAGCCAGGCUCCUGAGACUGCACAGACAAUGUACAAACCUACACAGACCAACUAUCAGCCAUACCAGGGCAAGAGGAACCAGCAGUUUCGACUGCCAUCUAUUGCAAGCACCCAGGAGGUGGCAUCUCCAGCCAAGCCAAUGCACUCUGCUGGCAGCGCUCAGCCCAGAUCUAGUGGAUACUACCAACUAUUUCAGAGUAGUUCCUUUCCAGUGGUUAGGGAACAAGCUGCAGACACCAGAUACAAGCCUCCGUCUCCUUCCCAAACUGUUCCCACAGGGAAGAAACAUGUGCAGAGCAGCUACCAGUCACUCCACAGAGAGAGUGUGUACUCAAGACCAGCUCAAACUACAGUAGGCAGGUAUGAGCCUCCUUUUGCUUCAAAGCCUACCCAGACAGGCUACCGUCCCAUGCAGAGCAGCAACCAAUCAAGCCUUAGCCAGCCUAAGAAAGACUACAAACCAGGUGUGAUUGGCCAGAGCACCAGCAGUGUGAUCCAAGGUGGUAGACAAUUGCGUCAAAGUGGCUUUCCACCAGUAGAGGGCCAGCACAGCGAAGGUCGGCCAAGUUCCCAGAUAAGACCAAAGCCAGGAAGGCUAAUAGACCCUGGUUCCUACAAGCCACCGUCUGCUCCGUCAGUCCAGGGAGUUGACAAGCCCUUACCUCAGAGCCACUCUUCCCCAUCUGGUCAGAGCUUUAGCCAGGCUCCUGAGACUGCACAGACAAUGUACAAACCUACACAGACUAACUAUCAGCCAUACCAGGUCAAGAGGAACCAGCAGUUUCAACUGCCAUCUAUUGCAAGCACCCAGGAGGUGGCAUCUCCAGCCAAGCCAGUGCAGGGUUGGCAUCAGCAGGCGCGUCCAGUUUCCGGUGCUUGUUCCAAGCCUCAGUCCCAGAGUGUUCUGUGCUGCAUUUUAUUUCGGCUGGAAAGACCUGGGGCUGAGAACAAUCAACCAUUCCAUGGGUGGUUUGACCCACAGUGGGCAUCCCAGCAAUUUGAGCAUACUCUGACCCAAGCUGCCCCUGCCAAGCCAGUCCAGGGUUCUCAACAACAUUCUCCAGCAGUUUCUAGUUCUUAUCCAUAUUCCAGUCCUGUGCAUAGCCUCCAGACACCUAAACCAGUACAACACAACAACCAGUCCUUCCAGGGUGGGUUUCCAGCAGGUUCUACACUCCAACAUGCUGAGGGUACCCAGAAGUUGGAAUAUGCUGUGCCGCCAGGCCUGACUUGGCUUCAACAGUCUCCUGCAGUUUUUAGCUCUGUGGUCCAACAGGCUGAGAACCCUCAGAAGAGGCCGUAUCCAGCAAAGGAUUUCCAGGGUUGGCAACAGCAGUCUCCUUCUGUUCCUACCACUGGUCUGGAUUCCAAGCCUGGACAGAGCCUUCAGACCCCUCAGCAAGGGCAUGGCAUCUACCAGUCAUUCCAGAGCAUAUUCACAGAAGAAACUGCAUCUCAGUCCCCUGAAAGUGCCUGGAAACCAGCAUCUGCUAAUCCAGAACAGAGCUGGCAUCAACCAUUCCCUCCAUUUUCCUACAAUGCACAAGACUUUAAGCCAGUCCAAAUCAAGUCAAAUGUAGAAGAAACUGUAUCUCAGUCCCCUGAAAGUGCCUGGGAACCAGCAUCUGCUAAUCCAGAACAGAGUUGGCAUCAACCAUUCCCUCUGGUUUCCUACAAUGCACAAGACUUUAAGCCAGUCCAAAUCAAGUCAAAUGUAGAAGAAACUGUAUCUCAGUCCCCUGAAAGUGCCUGGAAACCAGCAUCUGCUAAUCCAGAACAGAGUUGGCAUCAACCAUUCCCUCUGGUUUCCUACAAUGCACAAGACUUUAAGCCAGUCCAAGUCAAGUCAAAUGUAUUUAUAGUCAGCAACCCCCUCAUGCGCCCAAAACGUCUGCAUAUUCUCCGCAGUCUUCUGGGUACAGUUUCUCCCACGGUACAUCUUCAGGCAACUUUGGUUCAACUGUUGGUCGGACAAAGAGCUAAAGGGUAUGUUGGUUUUAAUGGAAGUAUCCAUACCGUUGAGCCAUGUCGGUGUUUGCAUUCCCUUUUCUUUAUGUCUAGACUUUGCUGCUUGAAAUGACAUUUCAAUAAACCUCUUUGACUAUA